Messenger RNA from Gadus macrocephalus (Pacific cod), 1500 nucleotides. RefSeq names its product N-acetyltransferase family 8 member 3-like. The transcript has 2 exons. Lineage: Eukaryota; Metazoa; Chordata; Actinopteri; Gadiformes; Gadidae. The record is from RefSeq and is a predicted model, not a curated record. Gene Ontology annotation, molecular function: N-acetyltransferase activity. The coding region runs from base 111 to 776 and encodes 221 amino acids.
CCGAAGUUAGAAAAAGCAACUCCGCGGAGGCCGAGUCUUCGAAGUGAACUUGUUGCGCAGGGUGGAAACAUACACUAUCUGCCUCACGCGCAUUUCAAACUAAUUAAAACAUGGAGUGGACCAUUCGUAGGUAUAAGGACCCUGACAAGGAGACAGUCCUGUCCCUGUACUCCCAAGUCACACAUGAGCAGAUCUGGCCAUGUUUUAGAAAUGCUAUGAGCAGCCCGCUCUACCUGUGCUUCUCCCUGGGUCUGGGCGUCACUGGCUACCUCCUGGCCUCUGGUUUAGGAGCCCUUGUGCUUGUUUCUGGCUGGGCAGGCCUAGUCUACUACUGCUGCCACAAGUUGUAUGCUGACUAUGCCAGAGACAGCCUCAAGACGGACAUGCAGGACAUACCGGCGAGCUACAUGGCCCAGCCAGACGACUGCUUCUGGGUGGCAGAGACUGUUGCCACUGGGAAGGUGGUGGGUAUGGUGGCUGUGGUGGCUAAGACGAACGGUACAAUGAGGUACAGUGAAUUGUUCAGAAUGAUAGUUUCACCUGUGACACGCCAAAAGGGCCUUGGAUCCAGAAUGGUUCAGACAGUUCUGGACUUCUGCAAGCAGCGUGGGAUGUCCAAGGUUACCCUAGUGACCUCUGCCAGUCAAACGGCUGCCAUUGCCCUGUACCGGAAAAUGGGGUUUAAACUCGUCCUCUCACAUACUAAGACACAUCUGCCUGAUUGGAUGAUGAAGAUAAAUAGAGCUACGUAUAUCGUGAUGGAAAAAAAUAUAUAGCCAGUGAGAAACAGCACGUAAAGAUCUUGUUAAACAUUAUUUAAAAAAAGUUGAUGUGUAAUGUUCAAUCCAACAAACAUUGAACUUGUGUGUGUUAAAGCGCCAAAGGAUGGUAGUGUUGUUUGUAGGCUAAAGGUGAUUCUUAAGAUACAUUUGAUACACAAGUGAAACCCUUCUGAUCAUAACAGAAUAAAAUGUUGUUCAUGUAGCAUAUAUACAAGUGUGGACAUUGAGCUACCUACAAUUAAACAACAAUUACCCUAGGGUAAUAAUAAUAAUAAUAAUAAUCCAUUUAAUUUAGAGGCGCCUUUCAAGACACCCAAGGUCAACUUACAGAGCAUAUAGUCAUCAUAAAUCGUUAAAAAAAAAGAGAAGAAAUUGUGGAAAAAAUAAAAAAAUAAAAAAAAUAAUAAUAAUAAAACAAAAACAAGACAAAACAAAACAAACAAACAAUCACGUUAGACGUUGUGUGCGAGUUUGAACAAUUUGGGUAAUUACCUAAGGGACCCUAUUAUACCACCAGGUGUGAAUUGUGAUUAGCCAUUACAAGCCAGCCAUUCCUGACAGCAUAUUGUGACUUAGUGACAUCAUAAGUAGAAGUGUCCUGUAUGAAGGGACCGAUGUUCCCAGCUCACAGCAAGUAAGGGACCUGAAAUGCAAAAACAGUCGUUACAGAAUAGCUACAUGUAUUUGUUUACUGUUUUUACUGUAAACCAUUUGUAGU